This is a messenger RNA of Stegodyphus dumicola, 4417 nucleotides long. RefSeq names its product alpha-tocopherol transfer protein-like. The record is from RefSeq and is a predicted model, not a curated record. Gene Ontology annotation, molecular function: phosphatidylinositol bisphosphate binding. NCBI's taxonomy places the organism in Eukaryota, Metazoa, Arthropoda, Arachnida, Araneae, Eresidae. Gene Ontology annotation, cellular component: membrane.
ACAUAGAGAAAAUAAAUGUUUAUAUUUUCUUCAGUACCUAGAAUGUAGUAAUCUCGAAUAAAAUUGGAAAUCAAAUUUUAAAUUAAUGUAAAUAUUUACAUCCUUUUUUAAAAGGAAAUCAUUACUUUAUUUCUAAAGCAGAUUUUUUUAAAUAAAUUUUAGGUAAUUGUGUAAUCUGCAUUGCAGUCAUUCUCACGAUGGGAACAAACCUUCUAUGCGACAAUUCAGCAUUCUUACCUUUAGAGCAUAAGAUUCUGUCAGAAAAAAUGAUCCGUAAAGCAGAAGAAGAGCUUGGAGAGACAAAGGAAAAGAGAAAGGAAUGUCUGGAGGAAUUUAAAAAACAGAUCAAAAAGGAAAAGAACUUGAAUGCCAACACUUCUGAUGAAUUCCUUUUGAUGUUUCUGAGGGCUAAAAAGUUUCGACUUGAUGCAGCGUUUAAAGUUUUGAAGAGAUAUUACUUAAACAGAAAAACUUACUCAAAUCUGUACCAGAAAUUUUCUCCCGAGAACUGUCGUAAGGUUUUACAAGCGAAUAUUUUAAAUUUUCUGCCCUUAAGGACACCUGACGGUGCAUCAGUUUGGGUGCCAAGGUUAGGGGCUUGGGAUACGAAAUCAUUUUCUAUUGAAGAAAUCACCAGAACUGGUUUAGUAUGCGUAGAAAAGGAGAUGAAAAAUCCAGUAACUCAAGUGUGUGGCAUGGUAGUCCUCAUAGAUCUCAAAGGGUUUUGUUGGUCCCAUAUGUCUCAAAUUACCCUGAGUAGUCUUAAAUGCUUCAUCAACACCGUUCAGGAUGGCUUGCCAGUGCGUCAUAAGGCAAUGCAUAUUAUCAACAAUCCCAGAAUAUUCGGUUUUGUGUUCGACACCGUGAAGCCCCUCUUAAGUGAGAAAAUAAAGAAAAGGGUAUACUUCCAUGGAAAUGACUUGAGUAGUUUACAUCAGUUCCUUCCUCCAGAAAUGCUGCCUGAAGAAUUUGGUGGAAAACAGGGCCCAUUUGGAAAUGAAAGAUUUUAUAAAAGCUUACUGGACAGUGAAGAGGAAUACAAAAUCUAUCAACAGUAUGGAUAUAGUGCCAUCAGAAUAGCCAUGGAAAACAGCACUCCUCCUGCACAAUUUGUUAGUUUUAAUUCAAAUGCGAUAACUGAAGAUAUUCGAAGAAUAGCAGAAAUUGAAUUAAAUGAGAAGGACAGUGCAAUUACAUCUGCUUUGGAGACAGUUAAGGAAUUGCUUAAACAAGUCCAGAUGGCUGUGCUGUUUUAUUAUCAAAAUUUGCACAUUGCAGAGAAAAUUAUGAAAACUCCAUGCAGCCACCCCAGCUGCUGUAAAUUUAACCUGGGAUCACUACCAGUGUUCAGAGGGCUGAACCACUCAACUGGUAGAUCUGACUGGCUAAAUAAAUUAAAAAUAGACUGUUUGCCAGUUCGUGACAAAGCUAUUCACAUCAUUCAUCAUUCAAGUAUCUUCUCAAUACUCUUUGCUCUUGUUAAGCCAUUGUUGAGCCAAAAAGUAAAAAAUAGGAUUUAUUUUCAUGGUGAUCUGAAUAGUUUACACCAGCACCUUCCUCCUGAAAUUUUACCUGAAAGUCUGGGUGGAAAGCUGAGUGAUUUGCCUAAUGAAGAUUUUUACAAAUCCUUAAUAAAUAGUGAAGAAACAUUUGUUAUUAGGCAAAAUUAUGGUUAUAUGAAAGGUUCAAGUACCUAAAUACUAAUUUUAUUUUCUUCUUCUGUGAUUUUAGCAUCUUUUCUGUGAUAUAUAUAUAUAUAUAUAACGUAACUUUUGUAGACUAUGUAGUAAAUUAAAAUGUUCACUAAUUUGUACAUAUAUCAUUAUUGUUACAAGCAAAAGUGAUUGAUAUAAUUAAAUUUUGACAUCAUGUAUUUCUUAAAAUUUAACUCGCCUGUCUUUUAAAUCAUGUCCAGUCAUUUAAAUCCAACUGGUGACAAAUUAUCAUCCAUCACAUUUUUUUUUAUAAGCCAUUAUAUAGACAUUAGAUUUUUUGAAUCAGAAAACAUGAAAAAUAAACUGAUAAUCCUCACUGGGAUUCAAACCAUGAAUCUUCUAGUUGUAACUCGAUGUGCUAAACACUAUUUGAGCUUGCAUGAAGGGAUGUAAUUAGUUCUUACAUUCUCCUUAAAGGACAAUUGGGAAGGGACACAAAAUAGUCAGUUGAAUCCAACUGAUAACAAAUUAUCAUAGAUUCAAACCAUUCGCUGGAAUUCAAACUAUAAACCUUCCAAUUGUUAACUCGAUGUGCUAACCACUAAGGACAUUAAAGCAUGCCUGAGGGAAUAUGUUAUUUCCUUACAAUAUGCUAUUGAAGUUAAAGUAGCAUCUCGCUGUGGGUUUAAAUUCGCUGUGGGUUAAUUUAAAAUUAGCUCAGAUUUUCAUUAUUUAAGUUUAAAUAUUUCUUCCAGUAUAUUAGCUGCAGUAUACUUUCCAAAAAUAAAAAUUAAAAGCCAGAUUUUGCAAACAGUUUGUUUUUUGGUGUGUCAGCAAGUAAUGUAAUCAAAUACAUUUGUUUUGUUUUCCUGCUUAAAAUAAGCUUUGUUAAACUGUUUGGUGCACUGAUCUUGUACUUGAUUUGUUAAGAGUCAUUGAGACAACAAUGAAUCACAAGGUUGAUUCUCAUUGAUUUAAUAGCUGUAAAAUUGCUUUCCUAUCCAUAAGCACAUAUUAAUAAAUUCUGCAUGUUGUAACACUAUAAUCAGGACUUCAUUUCAAAAAUAAAAAAAAAGUAGCUAAGAGCAUUGAUUUUAAAAAUUGUAAAAUGAUAUAUUAGAAACCCAAAAAUUUUCAAAUAAUAAAUCAGUAAGGAAAUCUGAGGUUAAGUUAUUUCAAUAUGGAGAAAUGCACAAGAGCUAUCUGCCUAAUGGCCCUCUUAAUGAGAGAAACUGUGUUCACGUUACACAUGGAGAAAAUCAACUAUGCAGCCAGUCCAUUUUCCAGGUAUUGAACCCUAGUCAAACUCCCAGCAUUUAGUAAUCUGAAUAAAGCAAUAUUAAACUUGGAUAAAUAUAAUAUUUCUGCAAAUAUUUUUCUUAUCCAGUAUCCAAACAUUUUUAUACUAAACAUUCUCAAGGAAUGUCCAAACUAACUUGUCAUUUAGCCACCUCUUCACUGAGAUUGUUUGUACCAGGUGCACCAUAGAUGCCACCAAUAUUACACAUGCAAAAACAAAGAUGCACAACUCAUCCAUGUCUUAGAGAUUCAAACCUGGGUUCUAACAAUAUGGCUGAUGGCUCCAUUAACCAUCAUGUUAAACAGGCAGCAUUUAUUUUAAACUAUUAUAUAAAUUCCUUGUAUGAAAAUUACUAGGAUUUUUUUUUUUUUUAAACAUAUGUAAAGAAGUGAAUCUAGGAUGAGUUUUCAGAAUAACACUGCUAAACAUAAUACAUGAAUGUUGGUUAGCUAUUACACAUUCUUUAAGUUAUGUCUUGAGUACUAUGUAGCAGGGAGGAAGAUGUAACUGCAAAAAAGUUGAUUCUUUAAUAUUCUAGACAGACUUCCGAUUACUGAACACUGGUAGUUCGGUCAGAGGUUCGAAUCCCGCGAAUGGGCUGGCUGCAUGGGUGUUUUCGUGGUUUUCCCCAUGUGUAACGUGUAUACGAGCCAGUUUCCCUUAGAAAGUUCUCCACGAAGGCAUCCCUCCCCUUAGGCAGAUAGCCCUAGUGUGCUUUGCCAUAAUUAAAUACACCAGACUUCCGAUUAUGUCUUGAACACUUAAGUUGGAAAUUUUUUUAGUGUUUUACCAAUUUAUUUAUAAAAAAAACCACACAUUUCAACAAAUAUUAAAUGUAAAGCAUACACUUUCUAUUCAUAUUAAAAUAUUUCAAAUAUAAAAUAAAUCUAUAUCAGAUUUCAUGUAAAUGAUGGCUUCAGUUGACAGAGAAAUACAGGAAUAUCAAAGCCAAGUUUCAUUGUACUUCACCUGAAAUUUAAACACUGACUGUAAGUUAGGUUUGCUCAUUAAAAUUGAAAAAUUAAGCUCUGUGUUUAGAAUUAUUAUAUAAAUCAAGAUGCAAAUAUAUUAAGGAAGGAGUAUGAUAUACUGUGAAUUUUUAUUCCUUUUCAAUUGAAUGUGAAAAGAAAAUUUAUACCAAGAUUUCUGUCUAGUUAUGAUUUUGACAGAUUACUAAAAUAUUGAUUCUAGUUUUUCUUAACCAAAAUUAAUCAUUUUAUAUUUUCUGUGUUAUUCCCAUACCCAGGGCCAAGCAGAAUUUAGGAUGGUAAAAUGCCUAGUGCUGGCCUUGCCCCUACACUCCUGAAACAAAGCAAGGUAGAAAACCACCAUAAAACAUUGUAUAAUUGAAAAUUCAUUGCAGUUGAGAUAAACCUUCUUUUUCCUUCUGCUCCUUAAUAGUUCCUUAAAUUUUGAAGUACUAUUAAUAAAACUUCAUUAAAUUUUGUAUUUCUUAUCUGUA